Messenger RNA from Strongyloides ratti, 1863 nucleotides. RefSeq names its product Moulting cycle MLT-10-like protein family-containing protein. The record is from RefSeq and is a predicted model, not a curated record. The transcript has 2 exons. Lineage: Eukaryota; Metazoa; Nematoda; Chromadorea; Rhabditida; Strongyloididae. The coding region runs from base 1 to 1863 and encodes 620 amino acids.
AUGUAUAAUAUUCUUUAUUUAACAAUAUUACUUUCUUCAAUAUUUUUUCCAAUUUCAUUAACAUCAUCAACAAAAAAUAAUGGUUUCCAAAAAUUUGAAAAUUUACAGUUAAAUGAAAAAAGUUAUCAAAUAAUUCAUAAACUUCAUAUUAAUUGGUACCUUAUUUCUGUUAAAAGUUUAUUAGCACAACUAGGAAAAGAAGUUUACAAUGAUUUAGAUAAUGUAGGAAAAAAAAUUUUUAUUAAUUGUUUGGAUAAUAUUAAUAAUGAAGGAGAUUUAACAGAAUCAGCACAAUGUCUUAUUGAUGGUAAAAAAAGACUUGAUAAAUAUAAGAAGAUGAAACUUAAUUUUAUCAAUUAUCAAAAAGGAUUUUAUAGGAGAAGAUUUGCCAGAAGUCCCUAUAGAUUAAUUGACAAAAGUAUUACAUCAUCAGAAUAUACUCCUAAAGUAAAACCAAUAAAAAUAAAAAAGAUGUCUUCUUAUAAUUUAUUAGAUAAACGUGAAAAAUCACCUGUAGCAAGGGUAAGUGAUUUGAUUCUUAAAUUUGUCAAAAAAAAUCAAACAAGUGAUUCUAAAAAACAAUUUAAGUGGAAAAAUACUUUAAAAAAGAUACAAAAUGUUAAAAAGAUAAUGGAUGAACAAAAAAAAUUACCAGGUGCAAAACCAUAUACACUUAGAAUGUAUGAUCUUGUUUUGGAAAAUGAUGAACCAACAGAAUCACCAAAAGAAAAAAAAUCUUUUGUUUCUAGAGCAAAAAGUUUAUUAAGUCUAUUUUUUAAACUUUCUGGUGAUGAAAAUGAAGAAAAAAGAGAAGAAUCAAAUGUUAGAUGGUUAUCACCUAGAAUAGCACCAGUUAUGCCUGAUAAAGCUAAAGCUGUAAAUCAAAAAAGUUUCCUAUCUCCAGAUAUUUUAUCUCUUUACGAAGAAGAUAAUGAAAUUACUGAUAAAAAUAACCAUCAACAAGAAAAUAGUUUAAUAAAUGUACCUAAAUUACUAUCAAAUACUGGUAUGUCUAAUCAUGAUAAGGAUAAAUUUAUUGAAAUGUUAAUGGAAGUUUCUGGUGCAACAAAAUCAUUUGAAGAGGCUAAUAGUAUUUUAAAAGCAUUACAUUUCUUUGAAACCAAAAAUGAAAUAAUGGAUGCUAAUGAAAGAGUUAUAAAUUCAUUUAAUAAAUUAAAUAAUUCAUUAAAUUUCUAUCAACAAAAUGAUAUGAAAAAGAAAGGAUUUACUUUUAUUGAAGUUGAUCAACUUGAUCGAUUAUUACAAGAUCAAGGAGUAAAAAAUGAUUCUAAGAUGUAUGAAGAAUUAAAUUAUUAUAGAAAUAUGAAUAGAAAUGAUAGAGAAUUAUCAUUAUGGAUGAAGAUUGAAGAAAUUGCAAAAAAUGGAUCAAUGUUUUAUGGUAAUAUGAGAUUCAAAAGAACAUUACCUGUUAAUGUUUUAAAACCAACAGUUCUUUCACCUUAUAUGUUUACACCAAUUCUUGGUCUUACAGUUCUUGGUCCAACAAUUUUAUCACCAAGUUUAUUUUCACCUCUUAUUCUUAAUCCAGCUGUCCUUUCUCCAUAUAUUUUAUCACCAGCAAUUGGUAUGCCUUUCAUUCUUAGUCCAUAUCUUUUAUCACCAUAUAUAUUAUCACCUAUUAUUAUGGCUCCAUUUAUAUUAAAUCCAUAUGUAUUAUCACCAAAUAUUUUAAAUCCAUAUGUUCUCUCACCCUUGAUUCUUUCACCACUAGUCUUAUGUCCAGAUAUCCUGUCUCCUCAGGUUUUAGGUGGAGCUAUCUUAUCUCCUUCAGUACUCUCUCCAGCUGUUGCUACAGAGUCAGCAUUAAUGGCUAAUGUUUUAUCACCUACAUUUCUUUCAUAA